Diospyros lotus (date-plum) is the source of this 3205-nucleotide messenger RNA. RefSeq names its product phospholipid:diacylglycerol acyltransferase 1. Gene Ontology annotation, biological process: lipid metabolic process. NCBI's taxonomy places the organism in Eukaryota, Viridiplantae, Streptophyta, Magnoliopsida, Ericales, Ebenaceae. Bases 473 to 2368 code for a protein of 631 amino acids. Gene Ontology annotation, cellular component: cytoplasm. The transcript has 7 exons. The record is from RefSeq and is a predicted model, not a curated record.
UCGGGAAUCGUCUGAGGAGUUGGAAUACGGGCUGCGGGAACCUCCGACUGACAGCUCUUUUGGCUGUUUCCGGAGGAUUCCAUAUAAACACGCUCCUCUCUCCCAUCGUUAUCACGUCAAUCCCGCCUUCUCCACCCCGUACGAUCACUCCUCCCAGCAGCAAAUCACCACCGCGUUUCGGAUCUACACGCCUCGGCCUCUAUAUCUCCGUCGAGUCCCCCUAUCUGCCGCCACAAGGCUAUCUCUGGCCACCGCUCCCGGCGUAUACUUACAGAUAUACACGCACUGUGUAUAGGUUAGUAUGCAGCUUUGAGUUUGGUAGAAUCUUUGGCCAGAGACGCCAUAAAUGAGAAUCGUAGUUUUCUUCAGAGCAGUUACAGAGCUUCAUUUAUAGAAUCUGUCUCUAUUUUCCUCUCUCUCCAUAUACUUAAGUAUACAAAUCGAUACGGUACAUAUAUACGUGUGCGCGUAGAUGUUGAGGCGUAGAAAGGGCUCUGAGACAAAGAAAGCUUCGAAUUCGGAGUUGCAGAUUGGCGGAGACGAUGAGAAGAAGGGGAGAGAUAGGGAUGAGAAAUCGAGGAAGAGUAGAUUGGAGGAAGAGAGAGAAAAGAAACCGAAGAAGUGGAGUUGCGUUGAUAGUUGCUGUUGGUUGAUCGGUUGCAUUUGUUCGGUAUGGUGGUUUUUGCUGUUUUUGUACAAUGCGAUGCCGGCUUCGUUCCCUCAGUACGUGACGGAGGCCAUCACCGGGCCGUUACCGGAUCCGCCUGGCGUGAAGCUGCAAAAAGAGGGGUUGCAGGUGAAGCACCCGGUGGUGUUCGUUCCCGGGAUCGUCACUGGAGGGCUCGAACUCUGGGAAGGCCACCAGUGCGCCGAAGGACUGUUCAGGAAGAGGCUAUGGGGUGGAACAUUUGGCGAAGUGUACAAAAGACCUUUAUGCUGGGUUGAGCACAUGUCGCUGGAUAAUGAAACUGGAUUGGACCCUCCUGGUAUAAGAGUUAGGCCUGUAUCUGGUCUUGUGGCAGCUGAUUACUUUGCACCAGGUUAUUUUGUUUGGGCAGUUCUAAUAGCAAAUUUGGCACGCCUAGGAUAUGAGGAGAAAAACAUGUAUAUGGCUGCAUAUGAUUGGAGGAGCUCAUUUCAAAGUACUGAGGUGCGCGACCAAACUCUGAGCCGGAUGAAAAGUAAUAUAGAACUGAUGGUUGCAACGAGUGGGAGAAAGGUGGUCGUGAUUCCACAUUCCAUGGGUGUCCUCUACUUCUUGCAUUUCAUGAAAUGGGUUGAGGCAUCAACUCCAAUGGGUGGCGGAGGUGGGCCAGAUUGGUGUGCUAAGCAUAUAAAGGCGGUAAUGAAUAUUGGUGGUCCAUUUUUAGGUGUUCCAAAAGCAGUCUCUGGAUUAUUUUCUGCCGAAGCGAAAGAUAUCGCUGUUGCCAGGGGUAUUGCACCAGGUGUUUUAGAUAUGGAUGUAUUUGGUUUACAAACUUUCCAGCAUGUGAUGCGGAUGACUCGUACUUGGGAUUCAACAAUGUCAAUGAUUCCUAAAGGCGGGGACACUAUUUGGGGUGGCCUUGACUGGUCACCAGAAGAAGGCUAUGAGUGUAUUUUGAAGAAAAUGAAGAACAAUGACACUCAGAUGGUGGGCCAAACUGUAAAAGGGAUUUCAGGCUAUACAAAACACGUGCAUUAUGGAAGGAUUAUAUCAUUUGGGAAAGAUGUAGCUGAGACACACUCUUCAGAAAUUAAAAGGACUGAUUUCAGGGAUGCAGUUAAAGGCAAUAACCUUGCAAACAAAACGAGCUGUGAUGUAUGGACCGAGUACCAUGAUAUGGGCAUGGAGGGUAUUAAAGCUGUUGCAGAUUUUAAAGUUUACACAGCAGGAUCAUUACUUAAUCUGCUUCAUUUUGUUGCUCCAAAGAUGAUGAAACGUGGUAGUGCUCAUUUUUCAUAUGGAAUUGCAGACAACUUGGAUGACAAAAAAUAUGAACAUUACAGAUAUUGGUCAAACCCCCUGGAAACAAAAUUACCAAAUGCUCCUGACAUGGAGAUUUUCUCUAUGUAUGGAGUUGGAAUCCCUACUGAAAGGGCAUAUGUCUAUAAGUUAAGUUCUGGUGCCGAGUGUUACAUUCCAUUUCAGAUUGAUACCUCUGCCGACGGUGGGCACGACUGCACUUGCCUGAAGGGUGGGGUUUUUUCUGUUGAUGGAGAUGAAACAGUUCCCAUCCUGAGCGCAGGUUUUAUGGCUGCAAAAGGUUGGCGGGGGAAAACCCGAUUCAAUCCCUCUGGCAUUCGUACUUACAUAAGGGAAUAUAAUCACGCCCCUCCAGCAAAUCUCUUGGAAGGCCGUGGAACCCAGAGUGGGGCUCAUGUUUAAUAUAAUGGGAACUUUGCCCUGAUUGAAGAUAUCAUCCAGGUGGGCAGUGGGAGCUACAGGAGAAGAGUUGGGGGGAGAUCAAGUUCAUUCCGAUGUCUUCAAAUGGUCUGAAAGAAUCAAGCUUCAACUCUAGAUCUCUUCGGUGAAAUGGCACCUUCUUUUACACGACGGAACCGUGUUUCUUCUGCAUGGGUGGGGGAAGUCAUGGGGGCAGCGAACCGCUUCCGUUGAUUGGCAAAAACCGGAGGGACAUUUUCCUGGCGAAGUGGAGCUGAUGCUGAAGGAUGAGAAAUCUCAAAGACUGCUGCUGCUUGAAGAGGCAUCAAGGUUUGUGUUGUUGCAUAAUAACACUUGAUUUUUUUUUUUUGUCAUUAUUAUUACAGGAAGCAAAGAAACCGGCCGGUCCAACCAAAUUUCGCGAGAACUGGAAGUUUUGGACAUCUGAUUAAUUAUUUGAAAACCGUAAGUAGGUAGCAAAAGUUACAUAGGAUUUGGGGGUGGGAAGGGGAGGGGAAGUGAUAAUCCAGUUUUGAGCUUGGCAAGUUUGAGCUGAAUGGUGUGUGGUGGGUGGGGGUGUCAAUUAAUGAUACAACAUCUUAUUGGACUACAGUUAAUGUAUUUUCAUCAUAAAAAGUGAUAUUUUGAUACUAUAAAAUAUUUGUGUGCGGAGUCCAAUUCCAAUUCCGAUUCCGAACUCCAAGGCGAAAGCGGGGCUGCGGCGAUCUCUCGUCCCUUUGCACGUCUCUCGUAAAUGCAAAAAUGGUCAAAGUACCAUUCACUGUAUCUCUUGGUUCCGGUUCCAGCCCUGCUGAAAGGACAAAUCUCAAAUGACAAACC